UUUCAACUAUCAGUUAUCACUGGUUCAACGACAUUUUCGAGUUGUAAAAAAUGCUGUUAAAAAUGUUACUAUUAUGGUUAUGGUGUAUAAAUAUAGUAAUAGCUUCAAUAAAUGGUUAUAAUGACAAGCAAAAUGUAACUGAACCUUUUAAAUUAAACAUAAAACGUUAUUGGCCUGAUUGGGAAGAUCUCGAUACACGUCCACUACCAGAGUGGUAUGAUAGAGCUAAAAUUGGAAUAUUUUUACAUUGGGGAGUGUUCUCAGUCCCAAGUUUUGGGUCAGAAUGGUUUUGGAGUAACUGGGUUGGAGGAAACCAAAAGUAUAUAGAUUUCAUGAAUAAAAAUUAUCCACCUGGUUUUACAUAUCAAGAAUUUGCACCUAUGUUUAAAGCUGAAUUUUUUGAUCCUGAUGAAUGGGCUACACUAUUCAAGAGAGCUGGAGCUAAAUACAUUGUUUUAACCAGUAAACACCAUGAAGGUUUUACACUUUUUCCUUCAAAACGGUCAUUCAGUUGGAAUUCCGUUGAAGUUGGUCCUAAACAAGAUCUAGUCGGUGAAAUUGCUAAAUCAGUUAGAAGACAAGGAAUGAAAUUUGGUGUAUACCACUCAUUAUAUGAAUGGUAUAAUCCCAUUUACUUGGAAGACAAGCGGUCAUUGUUUUUAAAUAAAAGUUAUCCAACAACAAAACUGUGGCCUGAUAUAAAACAACUGGUCAAUGAUUACCGGCCGUCAGUGUUGUGGUCUGAUGGCGAUUGGGAGGCAUUUGAUGCUUAUUGGAAUUCCACUGACCUUUUGGCGUGGUUGUAUAAUGAUAGUCCUGUGAAAGAUGAGAUUGUAGUCAAUGAUCGUUGGGGGAUUGGGAUCCCAUGUCAUCAUGGAGAUUUUUAUAACUGCGCUGACAGGUAUAAUCCAGGAACUCUCCAACCUCAUAAGUGGGAGAAUGCAUUCACGGUGGACUCAAAAUCGUGGGGCUACAGACGAAACAUGAACUUGUCCGAAAUACUCAGUGACAAACAGUUACUCAAAGAAAUCGUUUCCACUGUCAGCUGUGGAGGCAACGCUCUUAUCAACGUCGGACCAACAAAGGAAGGCACGAUAGCGCCAAUAUUCCAAGAGCGUCUCUUGGCUCUUGGUGAUUGGCUUCAAAUAAACGGCGAAGCAAUUUACGAUACUUCACCAUGGAUACAUCAGAACGAUAGCCUUAACAAUGAUGUCUGGUACACGUGCACAAAACAACAGUAUGACGGGGUUAAUCCCACAUCUAAACCAAAGGUGGAAGAUGUGAUGGCGAUUUACGCGACCUUUUUCGAGUGGCCUCAAGAUGAUAACCUCUGUAUUAAGGAUGUCGUUAGUUAUCUACGUCGAGGCAGUUUGCGAGUUACCUUGUUGGAAAGUGAUAAGUCAUUGGACUGGGAGGUGGCAUUUGGCGUAUUAUGCAUCAAGUUACCCAACAAGGCGUCUGUUAAGUCAACCGUCGGUUGGUCGCUAAAAUUUUCUAAACAAUCUAUAAAUAAAUAUUUAGAAUAAC
This is a messenger RNA of Pieris brassicae (large cabbage white), 1527 nucleotides long. RefSeq names its product tissue alpha-L-fucosidase-like. Gene Ontology annotation, biological process: fucose metabolic process; glycoside catabolic process. The record is from RefSeq and is a predicted model, not a curated record. Bases 51 to 1526 code for a protein of 491 amino acids. The transcript is spliced from 7 exons. Gene Ontology annotation, molecular function: alpha-L-fucosidase activity. Gene Ontology annotation, cellular component: lysosome. Lineage: Eukaryota; Metazoa; Arthropoda; Insecta; Lepidoptera; Pieridae.